Messenger RNA from Trichomonas vaginalis G3, 1239 nucleotides. RefSeq lists its product as uncharacterized. The record is from RefSeq and is a predicted model, not a curated record. The transcript has a single exon. Bases 1 to 1239 code for a protein of 412 amino acids. Lineage: Eukaryota; Parabasalia; Trichomonadida; Trichomonadidae.
AUGUCGAGCAUUCCAUCAUGGAGUGAAAUCAACAAAAAUACUAAACUGAUUUCCAUGAUGGAUGAUGAAACUCUAAACAUGAUGAUACGGAAAAGUAGAUUUGAAAUUGAAACUAGAGAAUCAUUUCAAGAUGCAAAAAAGAAUUACGAAGAAAUUGAAGAAAAACUAAAGCCAUUAUUUGAAAAAGUUGAUUCAAAAACGAUUGAAAUUGAAGAACAGAUAUAUGAUUUAUCAAAAACCUUUCAGAGAAAUCAGAAUUACGAAGUUGAUGUUUUUUCAUAUGGAUAUUUUCCAAGUGAAACACUUAAACAGAUUUUCAUGGAUGCAGUUAACUUAACAAAUACUCUUACAAGUGAAUUUGACAAAGAUGAUUGCAUAUAUGUCGCAGAUCUGUUCUCAGGCGGGUCUAAUGCAGCCGAAAGGAGAAUAAAUAAGCUUCUUCCGUUUUAUAAUGAGCUGCUAGAGAAUACAAACAAAAAAGUAAAAGCUUUAACAAGAAAAACCUUGCAACAAAGAAAGGAAAAGCCAGAUACACAUAUUUCUUCAUCAAAAUACAGAUCAAUACAGUCAUUAAAGAGUGAAAUCAAUUCAAUUAAAAAAGAAUCAGAAAAACUUGGUUCGAUUUCCGCUGAAUACAAAGCUUUAGAAGAAGAUUUUGACCGUUUACAAGAAGAACGCGAAGAUCUUGAAUACUUUUUGAAUCAAAACAUUGAUUCUCCAAUAGUUAUCAGAUCUCCAAGAGGAGGAAGCUCCAGAGAGUUCGAUUUAAGUCCAACCUCACCAAGAGAUGGAGAUACAGAUCUAAAUUUCACGUUUUCUGAAGCUGAUUUCACUCCUGAACACGUAAAAGAAUUAAAAGCUUUGAAAUCUCAAAUUCAACAGAUAAAAGACAACAACAAAGAGAUACAACAAAAUGUACAAGAGGCACAGUCCGAAAUGGAGAAAGCUGCAAAAGAAAUUGAGGAUUAUGAUUCUCGAAUCAAAAGAAUAAGCAGUACUAUGGGCCCUCUUAAAGAUAAAUAUUAUCUUAUGAAGAAUGCUUACAUUUCGCUUGAUAGUUUUGAAGAAAUGGUUAAAAAUUACUUUGAACAGAAAAAGCAAGCGACAAACAUUACUAAUGAGCAUACAGAGUUCAUGAAUAAGAGAGUGUCUGAUCUCCAAGCUAAGCUUGAUGAUAUUACGAAUCAAGCAGCAAUAUUAAAUGAAAAAUUAAUCGAAUUAGAAAAUAAAAAUGUUUGA